CGCAGCGCAGCAGGGAAGCCGGCUCUCCAAUUUGGCUACUGGAGUGGAGGACGCGGUGUGGAAAACGGCAGAGCAGGAGGGGGAUUUCCGGGGUGGGGGCCAUGUUUGUGGCUACUGCGGAAUGUCAAAUUUGUGGAGAGAUUGCAGAGGCGGGGAAGUUAUUCCACGUGGUGCUGGUGAAUCUGAUGCGGUUGAAGAGAGAAGAGAUGCAGUUCGACCGUUGGAGGAUACGCUUCUUUGCAAUGCAGUCUCAGCCAGGGUGCACAGAUGUGCGUCGAUCCAUAUGUGUGCCCUGUGAGGGAGCAGAUCUGGAAGAGGGACACAAUUUGUUUUGAUUGCAAUGAUCUUGAGGCUCCUCAGUCGUCAUGACUGUCCAUGUGAAGAUCGUGUUGUACUUAUCGGCCAAAUGGAGCUCUGGUUGCACUAAGCAACAAUGGCACUAAGUCCAUGAGAGGUAACUAAAGGAUGGGAGGACGCCUCUUGGCCAUGUCAGACAAGGCGGGUAGCACAGAGCUAAAGACAUAGCUUGAUGGCUCGAUAGCUCAAUUUAGAGUUGCAGAUUUCAGACAUGAAGACAAUGCCUAUUGUCAAUGUGGUUACUUUGCUGCUCCUGUCGGCCACAGUUGCAGAAUCCUCGGGCACAGUUGCAGGAGCCUUGGGCACGAGCCUUUGGUAUUCUUAUUGCUCUCCUGGUAACUACACGGCAAACAGCAGCUAUGAGCAAAGUUUGAAGUAUCUGUUUUCUGGUCUGCCUCAGAAGGUUUCCAGUUCAUCGACGCUGUUUGCCAGGGAUACUGUCAACUCUGAUACAGAGGUGAUCUAUGCGGUGGCACAUUGCCGAGGUGAUGCGAACGCUUCUGCUUGCAAUAGGUGUGUCACUGAGGCAUUACAUGAAGCAGACGUUUUUUGUGCUUUCAAGAAAGCUGCAGCAUUAUAUGCUGACCUGUGCACUGUUCGGUUCUCCAACGAGACGCUCAGUUGGAGAUCAGAUGUGGAGAACUUCAGGGACAGAAUGGCAAUUAAGGUUGACAGUUCUGACAUCACAGACUUGGAGAUGGGUGUGAAUGCACUAUACACAGCUGUGACUAGAAUGGCAAACUCCUCACACAGCUUUGUUAGCGCAUCGGAAAAGAUAUACGCUUAUGGCACCAGCUACGAGGCUUACGCCCUAGUGCAGUGUGUAGGAGAGAUGACAAAUGCCGAAUGUGGUAUAUGUCUUGAUCACUUGAGGGUUAGCUGCAGUCUAGCUGGACAAAUGGUUCAUAGGAAAGCUACGACCUGGUGUAGCUACAGAUUUGAGCUUUACAACUUCUUCACUGGGAGUCCUAUGGUGAGACUUCCCCCAUUCACCUACAGAGCACACAGGCUUCACUAUCUGGGAUCUCCAACUAUGCCAGUUCUUGUGCUGGAGAAAUAUAAUGAGAAAGAUCUGCUUGAGCGCUUGGGACACAGCUCUUCUGCAUGCUCGGAGCUCAGCUUCAUCAGGAUCAGACACCGGAGUGAAAAAAUGGCAAGCUGCCGCAAGGAAGCUUCCAUGAUGGUCACGGACAACUACACCUCCACCACCAUUUCUCAGUCAGCAUUGAGCUUCGUCCAACCUGCCUGCGGCCAGGCCAGUGCUCCUUCUGCACAGCAGGACAGAGCAUCUGAGGAGGACCUUCUUUCAGCCGGGCAUACACAGGACGGAGCACCCGGAGCACCUGAGGAGAACAUUCUUUCUGCCAAGGAUAUAGUUCAAUGCCCUUCAGCAAUUGUGUGUUUCAGUGAAAUCACAAAAAAUGCACGGGGAAAGAAGAUUUUAAUCUUUCUGGAUUACGAUGGCACUAUUUCACCUAUAAAUGAUAUUCCUGCCGAAGCAACAAUUCCCUCUGACAUACGAGAAGCCGUUCAAAAGGCCGCAGAGCUCUUCCCGACUUCCAUCGUCAGCGGAAGGCGCAUUGAGAAGCUAAAGAAUUUUGUAAAGCUCGACAAUGUGCACUAUGCAGGGAGUCACGGGCAGGAAAUCGUGAUGAGCGGUGAACCUGUACCAUCCUACGCGCCUGUAGGGAUCCAUGAACAGAGGGUAACUCACUAUCUAGAAGAUGGCAGCAGCAAAAUUGAGGGCGCGAUAGUGGAGAACAACAAGUACGCUGUUUCACUGCAUUUCCGAAAUGUUGACCAAAAGGACUGGACAUUGGUCGAGAAACUUGUUGAAGAUGCAAAGGCUGCUUUCGAGGGGCUCGAAAUGACCCGCGGUCAUAUGGUAAGCGAUUUAAUUGGCUAACCAUUGAUCUAAAUGUGUCUUACUAUAUUCAUCGCUGUGUAUGUCUAUUCAAUUAUGUAGGUCUUAGAGCUCCGUGCACAGACCAGAUUGAACAAAGGAACCGCAGUUAAGUAUUUAAUCAACCAUAUAGUCGGCAAACUUGGUCUUGAUAGGUCAGAAGUCCUACCCAUGUAUUUUGGAGAUGAUGUCACAGAUGAAGAUGCUUUUGAGGUCCUCCGUGAGAAAAAACUUGGGUUCGGAGUUCUCAUCUCAGAAGAACCAAGGGAAAGUAAAGCACUAUACUCACUGAAGAAUCCGUUAGAGGUGAAGCGGUUUUUGAAUGAGUUGGUGGAAUGGAGGAUGAGUCUUGAAGCUUUGAGUUCCACUGCUGAGAACGACGACGAGAUUGUUGAAACCAGCAGCAGAUCCUCCAGGUUGCCAAGAUGAUGAUGCCGGUGCUGUAGGUGGUGCUCAAUUGAGGAGCAGCAGCGUUGAUGGAUUGAUGCUUGAUUAAUUCAGGUCCAGUGAACUUUAGGACAAGAACAAUUAAUAAGAAGAGUGCCUGGCAAAUCUUCCACAUGACACGUAAUAAGAGCCAGAAGAAGACUGUUUGUAAUCAGGAAGAAAAAAGGCUUUCCUGUGUAGUAGCACGUCUCUUGUGUUUACUCUGUCAUGUAAUAAGAGCCUGAAGAAGACUGUUUCUUUUGGCAGUUGCUUAUCCAGAUCCAUCCGGAGUAUCUUCAUGUCCCCGUAGAACUUUUCUAUGCAUUGGUUUGAAUGGUCCAUGACUUGAUUCCAAACAUAAGCACAAAGAUAGGAUCUAGGAUGUCCGAAGGCCUCCCUACAUUUUA
This is a messenger RNA of Lolium rigidum, 3093 nucleotides long. RefSeq names its product cysteine-rich receptor-like protein kinase 25. The record is from RefSeq and is a predicted model, not a curated record. NCBI's taxonomy places the organism in Eukaryota, Viridiplantae, Streptophyta, Magnoliopsida, Poales, Poaceae. Bases 569 to 2263 code for a protein of 564 amino acids. Gene Ontology annotation, molecular function: trehalose-phosphatase activity. Gene Ontology annotation, biological process: trehalose biosynthetic process. The transcript is spliced from 15 exons.